AUGGAGCUGAAGUACGUGGGGGGAGUCUACGGGGGGAACAUUAAGCCCACACCGUUCCUGUGCUUGACGCUGAAGAUGCUGCAGAUCCAGCCCGAGAAGGACAUCAUCGUGGAGUUCAUAAAGAACGAGGACUUCAAGUACGUCCGAAUGCUGGGAGCGCUGUACAUGAGGCUGACAGGCACUGCCAUCGACUGCUACAAAUACCUGGAGCCACUGUACAAUGACUACCGAAAAAUAAAGAGUCAGAACAGAAAUGGGGAAUUUGAGCUGAUGCACGUGGAUGAGUUUAUUGAUGAGCUGCUCCACGAGGAACGUGUGUGUGAUAUCAUUCUGCCUCGGCUGCAGAAACGCUAUGUUCUGGAAGAAGCUGAGCAGCUCGAGCCUCGUGUCAGUGCUCUGGAAGAAGACAUGGACGAUGUAGAAUCUAGUGAGGAGGAGGAAGAGGAAGAUGAAAAGCUGGAACGAGUCCCAUCUCCUGACCACCGCCGCAGGGGAUACCGAGAUCUGGACAAGCCGCGCAGAUCUCCGGUGGUGCGGUACAGGCGGAGCCGGAGCAGGUCUCCAAGGAGGCGAAGCCGCUCUCCCAAGAGGAGGAGCCCGUCCCCGCGCAGGGAGAGGCAUCGCAGCAAAAGCCCCAGACGACACCGGAGCAGAUCCAGGGAGAGGCGCCACAGAUCCAGAUCCAAAUCUCCAGGGCAUCACCGAAGUCACAGACACCGAAGUCACUCCAAAUCCCCGGAAAGGUCUAAGAAAAGUCACAAGAAGAGUCGGCGAGGGAAUGAAUAA
Acanthisitta chloris (rifleman) is the source of this 786-nucleotide messenger RNA. It is a transcript of the gene PRPF38A, whose product is annotated as pre-mRNA processing factor 38A. The record is from RefSeq and is a predicted model, not a curated record. Gene Ontology annotation, cellular component: precatalytic spliceosome. The coding region runs from base 1 to 786 and encodes 261 amino acids. Lineage: Eukaryota; Metazoa; Chordata; Aves; Passeriformes; Acanthisittidae. The transcript is spliced from 9 exons.